AUGCAGAUUUUGCAAGGAAAUACCCUGCGGCUGGCAGGAGCUCGCCUGCAUUUACUGCACAUCACAGCCAUCGCCCAGCCUCCCGAUGAUGCAGUUCACGGAAACCAAGCAUUACGAUCCCCGUCCAAUACGAUUCCCAACAUAUACCAACCCCCCUGCUCAGUAUUAAGACAGGGUACCACCUAUAACCAGCACAACCAUCUUCCCUGCCCGAAAAGUCAAAACGAGCCGACCAAACGCGCGCUACUUUCCUGCUAUGCAACAAACACGAGAAAGCGCUACUCCCAGAUUGAGCAUGUACACGCGGGGGACACUCCCCCCACGCGAUCGAGUCCAGGAAGUGCUGUUGUGCACAAACCUUGA
Bipolaris victoriae FI3 is the source of this 363-nucleotide messenger RNA. RefSeq lists its product as hypothetical. Lineage: Eukaryota; Fungi; Ascomycota; Dothideomycetes; Pleosporales; Pleosporaceae. The transcript is spliced from 2 exons. The record is from RefSeq and is a predicted model, not a curated record. Bases 1 to 363 code for a protein of 120 amino acids.